Molecule: messenger RNA, 810 nt
Organism: Rhopalosiphum padi (bird cherry-oat aphid)
Lineage: Eukaryota; Metazoa; Arthropoda; Insecta; Hemiptera; Aphididae
Product: putative nuclease HARBI1
Exons: 3
Coding region: 1-810 (269 amino acids)
Source: RefSeq, a predicted model, not a curated record
AUGGUUCUGGAAGAAUUACUUGAUCAGAUAAAAUAUCCCACUAACAGAAAUAAUGCCAUUUCUCCAAUGACUCAAUUGUUACUAACUUUGAGGUUUUUUGCAACGGGGAAUUUUCUAAUUACAGCAGGGGACUUUAGUGGUGUUAGCAUUGCAGCUGCUGGACAAAUUGUUAAGCGAGUCAGUUAUGCAUUGGCUAUAAAAAGUGAUAAAUAUAUCAAAAUGCCUAAAGCAACAGCAGAAAUAAUGAAGGUGAAAGUGAUGUUCUAUGGUUUAGCCCGUUUUCCAAAAGUAAUAGGUGCAAUUGAUUGUACACAUAUAAAAUUGCAAUCUCCAUCAAGAGAAUACGGGGAACAAUACAGAAACAGAAAGGGGUAUUUUUCCUUAAAUUUACAAGCUUUGGUUAAUGCAAAUUUGGAGUUUUUGGAUGUAGUAGCACGUUGGCCCGGCUCAGCACAUGACAGCAAUAUUUUUGCAAAUAGCAGGCUCAGAGCAAGAAUGGAACUCCAUGAGUUUAAAGAUUGCGUAAUUCUAGGAGACGCAGGGUAUGCAUUUUCCCAUUACUUGCUAACACCUAUAGCAAAUCCAACAACAAGGGCUGAAAGAUUGUACAAUGAAUCUCAGAUUAGGACUCGUAAUGUGGUGGAACGAACGUUUGGAGUCUGGAAACGAAGAUUUCCUGUCUUAUUUUUUGGACUACGUUUGAAAAUGGAAACAUCAAUGGCAGUUAUUCAAUCCUGUGCCAUACUUCACAACAUUGCUCGGUUGGCAAAUGACCCACAACCACCAGAUGAGGUUGAAAAUAUUAAUUAG